Molecule: messenger RNA, 7936 nt
Organism: Zootermopsis nevadensis
Lineage: Eukaryota; Metazoa; Arthropoda; Insecta; Blattodea; Termopsidae
Source: RefSeq, a predicted model, not a curated record
CGUCAAGUUUUCAUAGUUUUCUUUCAUCCUAUGUACAGCAAAUUUGUUUGUCUUGGAACAAACCUCUUGAAAAUAAUCUUCAGUGCUUUGGAGGAGAAAGUUUAAUAUCUUCAGUAAAAACCACUAUUAUCAAAAUACAGUAAAAGUACCAAUAAACUGUGUUGUAUGAUAUUUGAUGUGUGCUGGAAGACUGAUCGUGUUAUGUCUUAAGACAUUCCACACGCUUACCACCUCGUAUGGGUUCCAAGGCAGCAGCAAUGUCUGCUUCUUGAAGUUCUUUAAAAAUUGUAUGGGAAAUGUGAAACUGUAGAUUUGGGGUUUCCAUGGCCGUGAGGAAUCAUCUGGGUUUUGAUGCUGUAUAACAGCACAUUGGUACAUGCCAAGUCUACAGUGCCGAAACGCAGAUUGUUGUCAUCUAUACCUGACAUUGUACCAAAACUGAAAAUUUCCCCACCCCAUCCUCACAGGCACUGUACACAUAAUUUUGCACAAAGAAGCAGCACAGUGUGAUUAUUUUGAAAUUGAUAAAAAUGUGCUGUUGCCACAGAGCUGUAUCAUGAGGCUGGGUAGCUCGGUCAGUGGCUACUGACUAGGUGAUCAAGAUGUUAACCCUGGCAGGGACAAAUAUUUGUCUUCCAACAUCUGUGUCCAGACCUGUUAUGGGUCUCACCCAGUUUGCUGUGCAGUAGGUAGCAGGGUUCCAUUUGUAUGGGGUAAAGCACAGCCUAGGCAUGAAAUUGGCCACCCCCAACCAGUGCCGAAGGCACGAAUGAGUAGGAGUGAAACUUUUUUCCCAAGGCGCGUCUGUGUCCAGCUUUAUUGUACAGAUCGGCACUUUUUCAUAACCUGAAUUUUUAAACGUCCCGCCACAUCUCAUUUAUCUGCAGACUCGUUGAUUGUUAUUUCGGCCGCUGAUGGCGCCAGAAUUGUGGGUUUCCCUGAACCUCCGUGCUUUCUCAAUUUGAUGUUCGUGUUUCCCCACAUAAGUCACGUGGUUAAAAUGCUCGUUCUGGUGCGUAUUUUGGACAUGUUGACGACUGGAUGUUACAAUUUACAAAUCAAAUAGGAGUGCCCCUUGAAGUGUCUGUUACAUUGUCCAGAUGUUGGAACGGGAAAGUGGUAGGCGGCGUAUUUUCGUAGUAUCUGUACUAAAGAAUCAGCCAUGGCGGUAGUGGAAGGAAACAAAUGUGCUCAGACGUCACUUGGAAAACUGAUAACGGUGAACACCCGGAAGUUAGAAGUGUGUGGAAAAAUGGUGCUGGAAUUUGGACAUACUCGUAGUGCUGAUACUAAAGACAGAAGAAGAGUGCCUUCGCUCUAUUUUCAGUCUGCGUAUUGCACAUUAUGUUCUAGUUAGUAUUUGGUGUUUCCCAUAAGUGUUUUGCAUCAGAAUACUGUGUGGCCGUGUAUUCAUUUAUUCCACAACAAAUUCUUGUUGUUACUUGGUGUGUUACGAGUACAACUCUGGAUGCACAGUCUGGUUGUGUAAGAGCCCCCACCCCACCACCAGUGGGUUAUUGAUCUACGUGUUGUGGUGGGCACAUUAUCAAACGGCUGCCCUGAAUGUGCCAUACUUAGGUGACAUAGACAUUAGACUGAGCCACGACGACAAAGUGUACUUUUGAAAUUGUUAUUACAGACUUAGAAGGUAGUUCUGCUUGUGAAAGUUUUCUUACGCACAUCAGUCCUGAAAGCAGAAGUAACAGCCACUUCUUUAACAGGCUAGGUGUGCUGACAGAAUUAUAUUUUACAUUAAGAAAUUAAUCUUGCCAAAUACAAGUGUGACCCUUCACAUCCACUGAUUUUCUGUGUUAGCAUUGGUAAGACUCAGCUUCUUUUUGAUGCUCUAUAUUGGCAGUAUAUGAUGAAUUGAACAUUCAUUAUAGAGCAACCAUACAUCAAGAUUUUUAGUCUUUAUAUGUCCCCUUUCAGUACCACAGUAAGUGUGGUUCUUCACACCGAAACACAGCACUUGCAGUAGCCAUAGUUAUCUCAGUUCCAGUUCCUAUAUUCCUAAAUUGGUUAUUUGAGAUCUCUAGUCACAAAAAGUUACGCAUCUACGAAUGGAUUCGUGUUUACUUGAAUACUGCAGAUGUAAGGGGGUUUCAACUUGAGAGAAGACAAAAUCAGUUUACAGAAAAAUUUGUGUAGCAUCACCCGCAUGAAAAACAGAAUUGUUUCAUUGAACAGAGAGGAAAGUGGCGUCAAAGCAGCAGCAUCAGCUUCUUUACAGGAAUAUGUCACACACAAGACAAGUUGACAGUCGACCUGACAUGUCUAAAGAAAAUUAUGGAGCAGUGCCUUUGUACAGGAUUCCAGCACAGUCAAUACAAGAUGGGUCUGAAAAGAUACCUCGUCUAUCCGGGAUUGGCAUCGUGCCAAAUGACUUUAAGACGCAGACAGUAAGGCCUCAAUUUUCAUAUGAACUUCUCAGAUCUCUCACGUCACAUGGUGAAACAGAAUUUCAAUUUAGAUUAGGAGUGACUGGUUUUGUAAUCUUUCGUUACGGACUUCCGCAACAACAUGAAAGCGAUGUGUUGCAGCACAGUGAAAAGAGUAAUUUCACUGCAGAUGAAUUUGCAAAAGCAGGAAUUAGAAUGCCUUCAGAGUGUUCACACAAACAGUGUAAAAUAACAGAAUCGUCAGCAGUAUUGAGGAUCGAAUUAGAAAUGCCUCUAGACCCAUUGAAACCAAAUCAUAUUGCUGUACCAAAAAUACCUUUAUCAUCCAAACCAUUGAUGGCAGCAGAAGUUGCUGGUAUCACAUUACCUGAACAUGUACCAUGCAGUGUUUUAACAUCAUCUUCAAGUGACUUGCCUCAAAUACCUGUCACUCUAGAAAAUCUACCUCCCUGUAACCCACCCUCUGAAUUCAAGGCUCUGAUAUCACAGGCAGAACUAUCCCUGAACCCAGGUGUGCAGGAUGUGUGGUCAUCUACAGCAGUAUAUGAUAAACAGUUGCAUAAUUUGGGUUCAGCUGCAGAACCUACAAGCAUGCAAGAUUCAGUGCCACUAGAAGCGUCUAGUGCAUCUGACAGACAGCUGUGUGGACAAGUGUGCAAACCAAGGAAAACUGUUUGGGAUGUGCCACACCUUUUGGUACCAAUUUUUGCGCCAUUGUCAUCAUGUUCCUUACCCGAACACGUGUCAGCUUCCACAACAUGGACGCUCGUUACUGGUUAUGUGGCCGUUGAGAAGUACUGCCUUAUGUAUGUGCCAAGUAGUGUGUUGACACCUACAACAGUAAGCGACACGCUGUCAUCAAACCCUAGAGAAACGCUGUCUGGGCCAUCCAUGAAUGUAGACAAUUCUUUACCAGCACCCACUUCUAAGUCAGAUUCGUUCUGCCAUGGUCAGUACAUUGGAAAUAUCUUUAGUUUGGGUUAUGAUAACGGAACAAUAGAGUUUACAAUGGACAAGAAAGAGCAGAAGGCGUCAUUUUGUCGAAGUAAAGUGUAUGUAGAUGGGAUUAGGAUUGGCCACCGGUCCAAGCUUCGUGAUGUUCUAUCUUGUAAGAUGCCUGUCACAUUCAAUGUGAAACAGUACAGAGGUGAGUCUUUCAGUUACAAGGCAACCGCUGUAUAUGUUGAAACUUUUGGUAAAGGACAGCUGGAAGUCUGUCAUGUUGCAAGCGACUCAGUUGCAGGGUAUGCGAGCGGAUCGUCUGAUGAGUCUACGAAAGAGGAAGCUACUCUGCAACAAGCAGCCACAGAAGAUGAAAUGUAUUGUGGGUAUGUGAUAUAUCUUUCUCCAGAUGUUUGGAACAGUUGCCCUGUUGAACACAGGGCUGUAAGGAAACAUAUGUAUGACUGUGUUUGUAGGGUGUGCACUUUUGAACAGAAAUUAACAAGUACAAAGAGUUGUAAAGAGUUAACAGUAAGAACAAUUACUUUGCCUGGAGAGAAGAGCAUUAUAGCAAAAAGCACAGAUAAAACCAGACAGGAAGUGACUGGAAAGACACAUUUAUCAAAGGAAAUACUGAAUACUGUUGCACCUUCAACAGAUGUGGGUAUGUUGAAUUCAGCAUCAAAGCCAGCAGUCUUAGUGGAUGAUCAGGGAAAAGUGAAGGUACCAAAAUUAUGUACAGAAUUCAAACCACCAGACUUUGCAAACUCAUCAGGACUUGUAGAUUCAUUUAUAUCUCGAACUCAGAAGAUAACAACAUCAGAUAAUGGCACAAAUAUAUUUUCCACUAGGAAAACAAUCACCUCUUAUUCUACUAUUCCUUUGAAUCACCUGCCUAAAUCAGCAACAAAUAUAACUGGAAUUAUAGAGUCCACGUGGUCGAGCGAUGCUGCGAUAAUGAUCUCAGCCAUUCACAAUGUGAAAGUAGGAGUUCUUAUUUCUAGCAAAAACCUGUAUGUUGAUGGGAAGCAGUGUGCCAUUACGGAUGUGGUCAGGCAGCACCUUGUCGAGGGCACCGUGGUGUACGCAGAUGUGUCUAAACUGACGAAUCACCCAUCAGGUGCAGCAUAUUUUGCAACUUGUGCCUGGAAGGGGAAGAAACCUACAAGUGUGAGUUAUUGCAGCAUGAGGCAUUGUAAUAAAUGUGGAAUAAAAACAAAGAGAUGUGUAGACUGCCUCAACAGGCCAUGUGCUAGCAUUGUUAAUCUCGCAAGUACCGAUAGUAAGGUGAAUGUGAAACAUAAAGAUGAUGGUGUUGCAAAGAACUGUGAAGGCAUGUGUAAUGAUGUUCAGAGAGGUGCAAACUCCUUUGUUGAAGCAGGAAAACAAAGGAUAAAGAAUUUGGAAGAUGGAGUAUUUGUUGGUACUGUACAAAGUUUUACAUUGGAUGAUGGAUUUGGAGUGGUAAAUUUCCAGUUUCAGAAUGAGAAGGUAAAAGCAAUAUUUUUCAGGGAAAGCAUUUUUGCUAAAGGAGUUGCUCUUACAGAUAAUCAAGUAAAGGAUGAGAUCACUGCGGGAAGAUCGGUUGAUGUUAGUGCUGUUAGCCCUUACUAUGGAGAAGACAUACCUUAUGCAGCACGCAUAGACAUCGAGCUUCAGGACCGGAGGAGUCAUUCAGUAGUUGCAGUGAGUGGAGUGCAGGAAGAGAAAAAAGUUAAGACUAUUAUUACACAUGAUUUGGAGCUUCCAACUAGUAAAUUUGCAGUUAAACAGAGAGAAAUGUUUUAUGAAAGCAGACUAUAUUAUGACUGGGACAAUAAGACUGAAACAUGCAAUGAUAAAUGUGAAGAUAUUAACAUUUCUGAACUUUCUGAUGAAGUAAAGACGGAGGGGACGUCGGAUCAAGCCCAGACGCUUGGCGAUGCAAAUGUGACUGCUUCCUUGAAUAACAAAGAAGAGAUACAACUUCCUGUGACCCCUACACAGUACACAGGAUAUGCCACAUAUUUGAAGAGGAAUGUUGCCAGAGUAAAAAGGUAUGAAUCUUCCACUGUGGGAGUUCUGGAAUGUUCCAUUUACGGUGCAGAAGUGGAGGUUAUGUUCGACAAAAAUGUGGUGAAUUUUAGUGGAAGUAAUGAAAGCACAAACCUGACAGAGUACCUGCCUGUGGGUACAGAAGUGUAUUUUGAAGGCAAAGUGAGAGGAGAAGACUCGCUUCUCGGCUGUCCAGACAUUGUUGUGAGUGGUGUUUGGGAAAGUACGGUGCACAAAAAGAAAUCCACUUCAAAACUAACUAAUUUCCAGAACCUUCAACUCACAUUUCCUUCUAUGCGGGAAGGCCUUGUUGCAGGCAGGGAAUACGAAGGUAUCGUAACCCAGAUACGCCAGCCAUUUGCAUUUGUGGCUACAGUUGCUGAAGGCGGUAAGGCUUAUGAUGUUUUUGUGCUGAAUAAGUUUUUCAGUCCUGUAGAAUAUGGGAUGAAGCUUCCAGCAAAAUGUCCUGUCAUACCAUAUAUAGCUGAAGGAUUCAAGGUGCACAUACUGGCGAUCAGACAGGAAAGAGAUGACAGCAGGAAGAACUGGUACGAGUGGAUUGCUGUGGAUGCAUGGACUGAGCAAGGAGACAAUGCGUUUCCAGACAAUAAACCUGAACAAAGAUGCAUAUCUAAGGAAUUGAACACAGAAGACCUAGAGGGUGUAAUAGUGACACUACAUCCGGACCGGGGUCUUCUCAGAGUGGAUCACAUCAAAGACGAGGUUACAUUCUUUGGACAAAGCAGUUACCUGUUUGGAAUCCAAUUAGCAAUGCUGGAUCUUUGUAAAGUGUUCAGAACUGGUGAAAGGCUGUGCUUCAAAUUGGCAGAGAAGACAGCAAAGUCUGGCCUGAAGAAAGCAUCCCGAGCAUGGUUUGGAUCAUCAGAUAUGCAUGAUAUUGGUCGCAGAAGCGUGAACAUCUUCAACUAUUGCAAAUCUCGCAAAAUUGAUGAGGCAGUUCUUUUGAUAUUGACAAAUGAGUUGGGUAAGCAGCGUCAUCACCUGGAGACUAGAGGGAUGAUUGAGACUUCGUCAGCUGAUGAAGAGGAAGAGGGUGGUGCAUGGCCUAAACCAGUUAACAAGAACAAACCGUCAAGACAUACUGCAGCCCUCGUUCCUGAUGCCAACGAGGAAAAUGGUGACCGUGAAAAACUGUAUUGUAGUAACAGUCUGUCAGACUGUGACAAUAACGUCAUCUACGUCAGUGAUGGGGAAGAAGAAAAGUAUGAAAUUGGCUGCACAGAAAAUUUUUCAGAUCAGCCUGAAUCAAUGGCAAGUAUCCUCCCUUGUUUCAGUGACACUUUAGCAGUAGCGUCUAAUAUAUGCACAACAAAAAUAGUUGAAGAUUCAGCAGUUAAUAAUACUUCAGCUGUGAUGUCUUCUUCUGAAGUUACUAACUUGGAAAGAACAGAAGAUUUCAUUGAGGAUAGAACACACUUAGGAAGUACUAUUAGUCCGGAAUCAGAACACGAUACAUUACCGGUAACUGUCAGAGUCACAGAAGAGAAUGGAUGUAUAUUUCCUGUUCCUUCAACUGGAACAUCUCAACAACAACAACAACAUAUGAUUCACACUCAGAGCAGAAACGUAAAAGAAGGUCAAGUCACAAGCGCAUCCACAGAGCAGUUUGAGGGUAACAUACAAACUGCAAGUUGUCAACAGCUGUCAAUGCUUCAUCCUGAGAUGCAACGAAUCCUGCACCUGUCUUUAUAUAAAGCCCUUCAGAAUUAUGGCAUCAAGUCAGACCUAUCACAGCUCAUUGCAUCUCAGGCGGUAACAGUAGUAGAGGAGGAAAUGAAAGCUUUCUUUAGAGACGAGUUGUUUGACAGAGUCUUGAAGAAUGUCUCAGGGUUGGGUUGUGACACUGUGGACGGCCUGGAAGUCGGGGUGAAGACGAAAGAACAAGCAGUAUCACAAUUGUUCGUACCACUGCGAGCGGUUUCGGAAGAGUGGAGACAGAUCGUGUCAGAAAUUGCACCAACUCUUUGUGCAGCUGGUACACAGAACAAAGAACGAGACGCCGUAGGCCAGGUUCGGUCAGGCCCCGCACACGCCAUUGAUCAAGCAGCACAGACCAUCUCUACAGGCAAUGUCUUCUUUCUUAAAAUACUGCCUGAUUGAGAUUUCAGGUUCUUGCACUUGCAAGUGUGAUGAUGCCUGUUUUCUGGCUUGUUGCAACGACCCACAAGACAGCCAUAUUUUACUGCCUCGUUCCUAAAGUCUUAACACUUGUGAUAAUAUGACACUAUUUUUUAUGAAUUUUAUACUCCAUCAGUUUAGAUGGGAACUGAAUUUUAGGUGUAUUAUAAAUUUAAUACGAGGAUCUGAAAGUAUAUUCAGAGUAGGAGAAAAUAGUGUUGUUUGUUGUGGAGGGUAAGCAUAAUGAAAUCUUUGAUGUUCUUAUAGUCUUUGACUUACCUCAUAAUACCCUAUCUUCUUAAAUUGUAUUUUUCAUACAAUCGGUUAUACUUACGUAAUUAUGAACCAAGAUGUUUGAGAGAACUGUAUUUUCCCAACUGUUUUCAGAUAAUAAAAUUGCCAUUGUUAUUACCAAAUCA